Messenger RNA from Ornithodoros turicata, 2978 nucleotides. RefSeq lists its product as uncharacterized. Bases 1847 to 2272 code for a protein of 141 amino acids. The transcript has 4 exons. NCBI's taxonomy places the organism in Eukaryota, Metazoa, Arthropoda, Arachnida, Ixodida, Argasidae. The record is from RefSeq and is a predicted model, not a curated record.
UCCUGCCCCUUCGCCUCACUUUUUCUCUCGUCUGUCGUUGGAAUGCAUCUCUUGCGAAGUAUGUGCGGCAGCUGGUCUUAGAUGAUAGAGCGAGUUUGCCCCCCCCCCCCCCGCCCCUUUCUUGUAUAUCGUUUUGCGUUGCUCGCUUUUUCCUUUCCUUUCUGCAUGGGUCGGCAUACGCAGGAGUCCAAGUUGUGUACUUGUUCAAACGAUGUUUAUAUGUAUCUCAUCUUCGAUAUACAGCCCGGGGGAGAUGAAUGUACCAGGAGGUUAAUCCUGGCAGGACAGGAGGAAAAAUUUCAUUUUUUUUAUUUCCUCGUGGAAUGAAAUGUACGGUUACCUUGGCGCCAACAUAAAAGGAACGAGUUUCGUCCGUUGUGUCGUUUGUGAUCUAUGCGCGAAAGAAACCGCAAUUUACGCUUUCCCUCUUCCCCUCCUUCUCAACAGGCCAGACAACGCAGAGCAGCAUCCCAUCGGUCUCCUCCCGCGAUCUGUCCAAUCGCUGUGGGAUGUCGUUUGAGACGACCAGUGACAGGCCGCCCCGCAUUGCCGCCCAGCUUGAGAAGAGUGAACGUGCAAACUUGGCGCUUUCGCUCACGAAUUAUUCGCUAACGACGGAUGAAUUACGUUCCUCUUGUGUUGGUAUCAGGGUAACGGCAUAUUUUUGCACUUUAGUGCCCGUGUAAUAUGCAGUCAUGGGUCCCCAGCAAGCUACAGGUGUGGGAUGCAUGUUGAUACCUAUGUUAGUGAGCGACUGGCUAUACAUAGUUUACAUUUAACAAACCGAAGCGUAAUACAAAAAGGAAGGAGAGGAUGAAUAAAAAAACAUUGAAAAUGAUAAGUAGUAUAAUAUGAUUAGUACCCAUAGAUUGAGAAGUUACCCGUCAAAAAGAACGCGUUACAAGUUAAGUUACCGCGUGCUAAAUGUAACUAAGUUAAUAACGAAGUUCUUCAGCAUGAAAUCUAACUCGCAGUGACUGAGUUACUUAAAGGGACUGUCGCAUCCGGAACCGUGCUUACGAAUCCAAUACCAAUGUGUUCGGUACACUACCACGAGCUAUUUGCCAAAUUUUCUCCUUCCAAAACUGCCGGGGUGAUGAGGAAUCGAAUUUAAAAGAUCCGGUUUCGUUUUGAUCCUCGAAAGCGCCAGCGCCAACGACAUCGCGUGACGCAAAAACGAAAUAAGGAAAGAAAACAUCUACGACAACUCAUUCGCAAGUUCAAUGUUAUUUGAGGCACGGGCGGGAGUUCUACGCACAAGGGAAUGGUGGGCGAGGAUUAAUGCAAAGAGGGACUCGGCCGUCUCGACAAUGAAAAUGACGAAGAUUGAGUGCGCCAUCUGCGGAGCCGAAAGAGAGACAAUUGAACAUUUGGUGCUUUUUUGCGAAGGAAUUUCUCCGAGGUGUGAAACAAACUCAUUGGCGGAAGCACUUGGAUUUACCAGCGGCGAGCAUAUUGCCACCACAAAAAAGAGACUAAUGUUUUGGUGGAGGGAAACAAAUGGGACACGGAUGGAAUAUUAGGGUUCCCGGCCGAGACGCGCAGAAAGAACUGCGACGUCCACCCGUUACAAAGGGCAUGGCCAUCAGCAUCAUCAUCAUCAUCAUCAUGGUGGAAUCUGGCUAAUCCGCUGCGAAGGACGCUGUCGUCUGCCGCCAAGUCUGGGGGUCUGGGGCUGCUUUGUUUUUUCCUGCACGUCGCCCGUAUUCACAUGUGACACUUUCUAGUGACGCGAAUACUCUUUGUGAAUCGGGAGAAUCUCUACGCUUGCAUCCUUCGCGUGAGAUGUCGUUUGGAAACCGACGCAGCGUUCCUGACUCCAGGAAAACUUUCUUCGAAAACUUCGAUGUUUGAUUUCGCACGCCAAGGAUACAGCUACAGCCAGACCCCAGAUGAAGCGAAAGUUGGAAGCAGCUACAUCACUAGCGGGUAUCCAGAUGAAGCAAGGAGUGUUCAUGCUGUCCGUGUAUGCUCCUCGCAUUUCACCGAUAAUGUGUACCUGGAUGAGAACAUCAUGCAAGUGCAACUUAGAUUGACACAAAAAAGGAAACUUGACGCCGUUCCGACAGUGUUCCACGAACAAAGCGAGCCGGCAACUUCGACACUGCAGGCAGCUCGACAGGGUCAAGCGCAAGUGAAGGACCAGGUGCUGCUGAUCCAAGUCCCAUCCAUCCAUGAAACGGCAUCAGACGAUGAUCUUCCAGAACGGUGCUUUCUUCAUCCAAGCUCAAGAAGUAAAGGGAAUGACUUCAUGGCUUCUGCUAACAUCUGACAGCUGCAUACCAAGACAAAAUAACUUAAAGAAGGAAAUGAAAAACAAAGAAGAAAAAAAGGUCCUUUUCAGGUCCACCCAAAUCUUUGUGCAGAGGCUGACAGCAACAACGUUAUUGUGAGAUUAUGAAUGAUGCUGAUGCAGCGUUGAGAUUAAGCCCUUGUUUCCUUUUUUGCAAUGGUAUACAUUACUGCUGGUUCAAUGCAAAAUAAUGCACCUACCUCCAGACAUUAAAGGGGCUACCAGAGAUGUAGUGUCAAUUCAACAGAAAAGCUGCAUGUUCUACGAGGCACAGUCACAUAAGUAUUGGCCAAAUUUGCUGUCCUGUGAGCUUUGAUAGGAUAUGCCGUAGAUAGUAAGAGGGAGGGGCAUUAUUCGAGUAGUGGGGUCUGAGGCAUGCGGGUCAUUUCAUGAUGUACUAACCCUUCCAAAAUUUUACACUUGGUUGUGUGCCCAGAGAUCGAUCCAGAUCCCCCCAACACCCCGAGGUUUUUUCCUGUGUACCACUGUUAUAAUGAAACCGUCCAGAAAUGUAAGGAACACAGAAUUCUAAAUUUUCGUUGCAAUUGAAGUACUUACGAAACUUUUUUUUGUGUGUGUUCUUUUUUUUGUGAGUCCCCGCUUCAGAUCCCAAGGGACAUUGCCAGUGUGGUGCACGCUGAUAACUGUCUGUGCAUAGCAAAUAAUAAAUAUCUGUGCAUGAAGA